Molecule: messenger RNA, 936 nt
Organism: Lachancea dasiensis
Lineage: Eukaryota; Fungi; Ascomycota; Saccharomycetes; Saccharomycetales; Saccharomycetaceae
Source: the annotation of a GenBank genome assembly
AUGCAGCAAUUACCCUCGAAUAUGUACAGAAGUAUAAGUCGAUUUCCAGGUAUCCGCUUUUUUCAACCUCGCCGGUUGAGCUCUCGGAGAUUUCUUACUGUUCAGCAUUUCCCAACGGGGCCCCAGCACACUUUUUGGAAGACUACACUCGCUUUAGGAGCAACGAGUGCGACAUUGGGCUACUUUGCAUGGCAGCAGCGGCUUAUUGGAAACGAUACAGGCCCUUCGGAAGAAGAUGCGUCAGUGCAGAUAGACAAUGCAGUUUCUCCAUUUCCAACAAGAUUGGGACCGCCCGAAUUCCCAUUUACCACUAACUACACGCUUCUGGGAUUUGGGGCCCGCUCAGUGACUUUCAUCAACUUCAAGGUAUAUGCGUUGGGGAUAUAUGUAGCCAGCGAAGAUUUGGGUUUGAUUCCCGAAAUCUUAAGUACAAGCUAUAUGUCGAACGCGUUCUUGGACACCGACAUUUCUAACUCCCAUGCCGAAAAUAUCGAACUAGCUCUCAAAGAUCCCACUAAAUCAAGAGCAUUAAUCAAUAAUCUAAUUGAUGGUGGUGUAAGGAUGAUGGCAAAGAUUACACCUAUUAGAAACACGGAUUUUAAUCACUUGAAAGACGGUCUUAUCAAAUCUAUUCUCAACCAUCCAGAUGCAAAGAUUAACCAGGAAGCCGUAUCUAGCGGUAUUCAGGAAUUAAGAGAUGCCUUUACCAGAAAGGGUUCUGUUCCCAAGAAUGACGACCUGUUGAUUGAACUUCAGAUAAAUGGUUCCUUGCAAUUGUUCUACGCUUCACGCAAGUCCAAUGAAAAAUUCUUGCUAGGUUCAAUCGAGGAGCCAAUGAUCGGGCGCCUCUUAUUUAGCCAAUAUCUUAGUGGGAAGAAGCCACUGAGCCCUGCAACGAGAGACUCCUUUGUUUCCAGGGUAAAGACGCUAGUAUGA